AUGGAAAAUCAUCUUGAUCAUAAGUUUAAUGAUACAGAACCUGAUUCAAAGUUAUUUUAUGAAAAGAUUCAACGAAAUUAUUCAGACUGUAAUCAACCAUGGAAUAUACUUGGUGAAGUUAUUAAACAAGUGAAACAAGAAUGUUUUGAACGUGUAAAAUGUUUGGAACAAGAGAAUUUAAUUCUUCAACAACGUUAUAAAGAACUUGAAGAAAGGGUUCUACCUCUAACAAAAUCAUUAAAUGGACAAGAAGAUCUUAAAGAAUAUUUAAAACUUUUAUAUUCUAAUCAAAUGAAUUCAACUACAGUAAACUUAACAUCAACUUCAUAUGUUAAUAUGAAGAAUUCUAAUACAAUGGAACUGCUAACUAAUCUUUUACUUUAUACAAAUAUAUCGCAAAAAGAUAUCCUAUUAAAUUAUCAUCAAUUACAUAAAAGAGUAGCUCAAUUGGAACGAAUUAAUUCUUUAUUAUGUUCAAUUAUAUGUGAUGGUGGAUUCAUUUCAAUCUUAGAUAAGAAACUAUUAAACUAUAAUAAUACUAAUCAUGAAACAAAUUCAACAUUCCAUUCCCGUUUAAAGAAUUUAUCAAGGAUGAAUUAUCAUUCAGUAGAAAACUUAUCUUUAUAUAAUACUACUAAUGAAACUACUGAUAAACAUAAUACAAUUUCAUACAACAAUAUUAAUACUACCACUACUACUACUGCUACUACUACUAUUACUACUACUGCUGCUACUAAUACCAAUACUACUAAUAAUAAUAAUAAUGACAUUAAAACUAAUGAUUAUGUACAGAAUACUAGGGAUAAUUAUCAGUUAUCUUUAUGGAAUAAAUGUACAGUUCAACACCGACCAACUAUCAACCGACCAACAGUUCAACAACCGUUUGAUUCUACAAAUAUGAAUAUUUCACAAUUCUAUAAAGAACAACAAUUGAAUUCAAUAAAAUUCACCUGGAUACAAUCAAAAUCUUUACCUAAUUUAAAAAUCAAUUCAAAAAUAACAAAAAAAACUUCUGUAUGGAAAAAUUCUUUUAAACUAAUCACUCAUUCAUUAUCUUUACUUCCUAUCACAAAUUAUUCCAUUCAACAUUUUAAUAAACAAACAAAUUUGAUAAAUAAUUUAAAAAUAUCACCUAGUUACCAUGUAGUAACACAAAUGAUCGAUCAUAAAAAUGAUCCAACUUCUAAUCAAAUUAAAUCUCAUAUCAAUAAAUUCAAUCAAUUAUUAUUAUUAUUAUCUAAAGGAUCGAUACAAUUACAUGAUCAAUAUCAUAAUCAUAAAUCAAAUCAUUCUAUGAGAUUAGAAACAAAAAGUUUACCAUUAUUAUCAUCAAUUGAUUAUUGGAAAAAUACAUUGAAAACUUCUUUAUCCAAUCAUAUUCAUUUUAUACAUUCAUAUUCAUUAUGUAAUUUACAUAGGAGUAAUAAUAGUCCAUUGAAUACUAUCAUGGAAGUCAAUUCUUAUCCAUCAAAUGAUCAUAAAUUACUAAUCAAUCAUAUUAGUUCAGAUCAUAAUAAUCAUAAAGAGGAUCAUAGUUUAAAAGCGAAUCAUUCUAUUGAAAAGAAAAUAAGUAGUUGUAUUCAACAACCUAAAGUUUAUAUAACAUCUAAUCAAAGUAUUGAAUAUUUAUCAAAUUCAAAACAAAUUUUAUGCAGGGAUCAAAAGUUACGUUAUCAUUAUCCAUUACGUUCUACAAUAUUUCAUUCAAAUACAAUGAAAUUAAUGAAUAUCAAAAAAUUCACUAAAAGUUAUGAUUUAGAAAGUCAUUUAACUUAUUAUGAUACAUUUCGUAAAUUUCAUAAUGCACGUAAAAAUUUACAAUUUGGUGUAUUUAGUGAUACAGAAUUAUUAACUAGUAAAUUUACAAUUACAUCUACGGAUGAUUCUGCUAUUGAUAGUUGUUGUGAUGAUGAUGAUGAUGAUGAUAAUGACGAUGAUGGUGAAUUACAUAGUUCUAUAGAUUCAUUAUAUAUUAAAAAUUAUUUCAUCAAAUCAAAUAGAAAAAGAAAUGAUGUAAUGACGAGUAAUAAUAAUAACAAUAAUAAUAAUAAUAGUUGCCAUGGCAACAGUAAUAAUCAAGAUACUAAUCAUAGUAACGGUAAUAGAUUGAAACGGAUAUCAACUAUAUCAAAUACAAAUGAUCAUAAUAAUGAGAAAUAUGAUAAUCAUUCUAAUGAACCAUUGAAUUCAAUCAAUAUUGAAAUGAAAAGAUCAAUAAUUGAAAAUACAAAUAAAAAUUACACUUCCAUUGUAUCUAAUGAGAAACAGAAAAGUAUUGAAUGUAAUAAUACAAUACAAACAUUGAAGAAUAUUAAUCCACUGGAAGUAAACAAUGUUUUAGAAUGUAGAAAACAUUCUUUGGAUCCAAAAUCCCUUAAAAAUUCUCCUGAAAUCUCAAGUGAUUCCCAAUGUAAUCUCAAAGUUGUUGCUCCACCACCAGUGGUAAUCUAUCGGAGAAGAUUUCAGAAGCUUCCAUCGAAAAGAAUAUCAAAGUUUACUGAUCGACAAAAAUCUGCUAAUUGUAAAAAUUUGGAAGAAAUAAAGUCCUCUGUAAAUAAGACUGAAAAUACAAUGAACACUGCUCUAACUGUUGAUAAUCAAUUACAGACAGAAAUGAAACAUUCAAAGAUAACUUUAUCUAGUGAGAAUAGUCAUAGUGAUAAUUCACAAAUGAUUAAAGUAACCUCUCAGUCCAAUAUAUCUACUUGUGAUUUAAUCUCACUGGAACAAAAUAAACUUUCUUUUCAAAAUGUUACAACCGUGAAACAAUCCCAAAUUGGCAAACUUGGAAAUAAUCGUUCCAUGAAAUCAUUACAGAGACCGAAACACUCAUCAAAUAAUAAAACAUCGUCAUCAUCAUCAUCAUUAAUAUCUAUUUCACAGAAUUCAAAAAUAAGACUACCUCAAUAUGACGGUACUACAACAAGUCUGCCAGUAUCACCGAUCAUAUCUUCUUGUUCUAAUGAAAUGAAACAUUUUGUAAAUGAUAAACCUAUUCCUAACUAUUCUCAUUGUAUAACAUCGUCUAUGAUAUUGAAACCAACAACAAAUCAUAUCAAUCAAUCUUGUAUUUCUAACACAUUGAAUUCCUCUGAAAUUCAUCGUCUAAGAACUAUAUCACAUAGUCCAAUGAAAUCUCUUUCCAAUACAACAUCAAACAAUCAAAAAAUUCCUCUUCCUACUACUACUCCUUCUUCUUCUUCUUCUCCUUCAAAUACCACAACUAUGAUAGAUUCAUCUUUGAAAAAGUUCAGUAAAAUUAUUAAUAAACCUAAAGUUCAUUCAGAGAAAUUAAAUAGACGUACAAUUUAUAAUAAUCAAAUGACAGAAUAUAAUAAACUUACUCCUUUAUUAUCUAUACCACCACCUAUACCACCACGUACUACAUCAAGAUCACAAUCAAAUCAAGGAAAAAUGAUAAUACUAAAGUCGAAAUGUCUUAGUGUUCAUAAUAGUCCUUAUAUGUCUAAUCUAAAUGAAGUGGAUAGUCUUAAAGAUACAAGUAGUUGUUAUCAUAAUUACUCUUUAAAACUUCAUUCAUCACCUAUAAAUCAUGGUAAAUUCAAUAUGAAUCAAUCACAAAGUGAUUCUUUGAAUGAACUAAACAACGUAAGUAAUAAUAAUAAUAGGAAAUUAUCAUCUUUAUCUUCACAAUGGAAACGUCCAAUUCAAUCUAAAAUAGCUACAGCUGUUGAAACACUUUAUAAACGUCCUAUAGAACAUUCAAGUAUUUCAACAACAUCAAUAUCAUCAUCAUCACCAUCAUCAUCUUCAGGGAUUAUUUUCACAACUCCUCAUGAUGAUCAUCAUUUAACUGAUUCAUCAAAAUAUAUUACUAAUAAAAAAUGUCAUAAACAGUAUAACAGUAAACAGAAUAUAAAGGAUAUGAAUAAUGAACAAAUAGAGCAUAAAUUAAUAUAUCCAACAAAUUAUUAUAAUCAUACAAUAGAUAAUACAGAUUUUCAUGCUCAAUUAAAUACAACUACUACAAUAACAACAUCAAUAACACCAAUAAAUGAGAAUAAAUUAAUUGAAACUUCAUAUCCACAUCAACAAUGUGCAUUACAUUUACAAAAAUAUUCUCAUUCUUAUCUUCCACAACAUCACCAUCAUCAUCAUCAUCACCACCACCAGCAGCAGCAGCACACCACCACCACCACCAGCAACAACAACAACAACCAUUAUAACCUAAAUGUUCCAAAUAAUCGAUCAGUUGGCUACUCGUACCAAAUUUGA
Schistosoma guineensis is the source of this 4236-nucleotide messenger RNA. Lineage: Eukaryota; Metazoa; Platyhelminthes; Trematoda; Strigeidida; Schistosomatidae. The record is from the annotation of a GenBank genome assembly.